Messenger RNA from Vitrella brassicaformis, 1019 nucleotides. The record is from the annotation of a GenBank genome assembly. Lineage: Eukaryota; Vitrellaceae.
CCUCAACCGCUCCACCAGCCAACCAGCUCCGAUGUCCUCAAUCCAAAUGUCCUCAAUCCAAAUGCAUGCGGAUCCCGUUUGUUUGAGGGGAGGAUCGCGGUGCCCUGGCAUCUCGGCAAGUUUUUCGCUUUCUCCGUCUGUUCCGAGAAAGAGCGUUUUCGAUUUGGUUGCUGGCAGCGAUGAAGGGUCCCUCGUAUGCGCUCCUCAUCGCCUUGGCGGCCGUCUGUUCCGUAGCUGUGGCCUCGGCCAUGUACAGCAACUACUGCUAGGGCGAGGACUGCUACACUGGUGGGUGCAUCUGAUCAGAUCUAUGGCGUAUACGUCACUCCUGAGCCAUAUGUGGCUGUCCUACUUGUCCGCUGUGUGCUGUCCGCUGUGUGCAGAUGCAUCGUUUUUGGACCGCACUAACGAGAUCUCCCGCCUGCAGACCGCCCGCACCCACAGCAACAACGGUGUGUGCGGCACACACACAUGCACGGCACACACAGCUGAUACGAGAUGACCGCACUGCGCCCGUGGUGGCAGGGAUGGAUGGAUGGAUGGAUGUGUGUUGCUGCCUGGUGUGUGCAAUGUGUGUGUGCAGGUGUCUCUGGCCAUCUGUCGCUCGUGCAGCAGAACGUGCAGCAGGACAAGAGCAUGAUGGAGGCGUCCAGCAAGAUGAGCCAGGCGUCCAGCACGAUGGCCGCAAACGCCCUCCAAGCCAUCAACAACAUCCACCAGCAGCUCGCCACCAAAGGUACACAGACAGUCGGUGGGUGGAUUCACACACGACGAGCAUCACACUGGAAUGUCUAUCUAUCUGUGUCUCUCUCUCUCUCCGUCUGUCUGUCUGUCUGUCUGUCUGUGUGUCUGUGUGCAGAGAGUUGCAGUGUGUGUGGCAUCAGCAAAUCCGACUUAGAACCCACCAGCAUCACUUAAGUACAAGCUGUGCAACGAAGCCGGCAUCUGCCAGCUGGAUAUGGGCUCACAGACAAUGGGCGGCAAGUGCUAAACAGGCACCUGCAUCCUGCCAUUCCAGA